CUCUGGCGUUGCACGGAGGUCCAGCCCAGACGAACCAGUCACUUCUUUCAUCUACUGUAAAUCCCCCCAUCCCAUUCCAGAUUCCUUUGACUCUGAUCCUUUUUCCCUUUUUUUCCCCUACCGCCUCCUUGCUCACUUCGUACUUACUCACUUCCUUCCACCUUACCUUACUCCGACUUUUUCCUCCACUCGCUGCAUCGUGCUCCUUGACUCGUGUUAUCUCUGAUCCCAGUCUUUCGUUUACUCCGUGACUUUUCCUAGAAGUGGAGUUGGAAAUCUCCUAGUAUACCAUCUUUCGGGGCGUGAACGAUCCCUCGUGGCGCUUCUCGUAUCACCACUCGUUUCUGUGAACACUUAUCAUCAUCAUCGGUUGUCUCGUCCGUAUCCAUCAUGCGGGUUACUCAGGUUCUCCUCUAUUCGCUGUCCAUCGUGACGGUGAUGGCCGCCCAGAGCACGGCCGUCAACGAUAGCAAUGAACUCGAUAUGGCCUCGGUCAUGCCGGCGCCGACCGCAACAGGGGACCCCGAACCCACCGAAACAAACGAACCCACCGAACCCACGACCACCAGUUCAUCAUCGUCAUCAAAAGAAACGAGCGAGAGCAGCUCGUCGACCACCGAAGACUCGACGACAGACAAACCACCACCCGCCACCACCGACAAGCAUGAAUCCACCACGGACGACCCCAAGCCGACCUCGGACAGCCCCCCCGAGAGCACCUCGGAGUCGUCCAAAACCUCCACGAUCAAGACCAUCACCACCACCAACACCAUCAGUGGAACGCCUGUGCCGACGGUCAUGACCACCCCAGUCGAAGCCGAGGGCAGCGACUCGACCGGUUCGCCCGGUCUGAACGCUGAGAGCAAGGACGGAGACUCGGGUCUUUCGAGCGAUCAGAAGAAGAUCAUCAUCGGUGUGGUGGUGGGUGUCGGCGGUGCGAUCCUGAUCGGUGCCAUCGCCGUAGUCGCCUGGAGAAUCCAUGCCCGCAAGGCCAAGGCCCAUGAUAACGACGAAGCGGCGGACCUCAUGAGCGGGACCGCCGUGGGCUCUGCUGCUCGUGAGAAGGCCCCCAGCCCGGGAGCCCCCGGCGGGACUCCCUUCAGGUCGACUCUCGACCAGUACCACAACCCGGGUCCGAUAAACACUGCCUCGAACUUCUAGUCAUCCGUCUCAUCUACGUGACCUCGAACUGGUGUUUCUGUCUUUGAUCCCAUUUC
Aspergillus candidus is the source of this 1217-nucleotide messenger RNA. RefSeq names its product putative cell wall protein (gene midA). The transcript has 2 exons. Lineage: Eukaryota; Fungi; Ascomycota; Eurotiomycetes; Eurotiales; Aspergillaceae. The coding region runs from base 391 to 1161 and encodes 256 amino acids. The record is from RefSeq and is a predicted model, not a curated record.